This is a messenger RNA of Toxotes jaculatrix (banded archerfish), 2541 nucleotides long. RefSeq names its product fibroblast growth factor 10a (gene fgf10a). Gene Ontology annotation, molecular function: chemoattractant activity; type 2 fibroblast growth factor receptor binding; growth factor activity. Gene Ontology annotation, biological process: secretion by lung epithelial cell involved in lung growth; positive regulation of epithelial cell migration; positive regulation of epithelial cell proliferation. The coding region runs from base 1129 to 1887 and encodes 252 amino acids. The transcript has 3 exons. Gene Ontology annotation, cellular component: cytoplasm. NCBI's taxonomy places the organism in Eukaryota, Metazoa, Chordata, Actinopteri, Toxotidae. The record is from RefSeq and is a predicted model, not a curated record.
UCCAGAUAACCAGAGAGAGCACUGCUGAUAGAGACAGGAGAGAGGGAGAGGCAAAGGAAAGAGGGAGGGGGCCAAAGGAGAGGGAGCCACACACAGGAGGAAAGAAGAGAGGCAACGCACUGCUCCAGCGCUCAGACUCCGAGAGGCAAGGACAGAGGAGAGACAGGGAGCUCAGCUCACUGACAGACGCACAACAAGAGAGGGCAGAAAGACGAGAGCUCCCGGGCUCAGUUACACACUCAAGUGACUUCAAACCAGCUCCGACAAAACAAGAGAAACAAAGAGAGAGAAAGAGAAAAGAAGAGAAGUCUGGAUUCUGAGACUCUUUUUUGUGGCCCUCCUUGCGUGGAUUUUUCUGGACAUUUUAUGAGCUGCAGCAUUAAUCCUUUUUUUUUUGACUUCCUAUUUUAAUUUAUUUAUUUUGUGCUCAAAACUUUGGCAUCUUAUAUCCAGACGUCCUCCACCUUCAUGUUAUCCACCUCCCUGGACUGGAGGAGAUAAAUGGUUUGGGACGUGUGCGUGGAGUAGAUUUUAGGAGCAUAUAUGAAUGGACUGAUAUUUUCACUGUGUGUGUUUUUGGAUGUGAGAGUGUAGGGGUACAUUCAAACUUAAAAAAAAAAAAAAAAUUGUAAUUUUGAGUGUGUGUGUUUGUGUGUGUGUGAGCAACCAGGAGCAAAAAGUGGCAGUCUUGGGAAGAGAGGGAGGAGGAGGCGAGAGGUCCUUGAGGCAAGCGCCUGGUUGUUCCCCUUGCGAGGUGAUCUGAGUUAUGGAUGUUGACGCAUUCCUGCGGCGCUUCUGAGGAAUAAACAGCACCGGGGACUACAGCCGAGUCAGCCACAACACUGUGGGCUUCCCCACCGCCGUCAUCCAUCACCAUUAAUAUCACUGACAACUCUACAUCUGCUACCAAGAACCUCUGAUUGUGUCCACCACAGCUUUGUCAGUCUUUGACCCUGCCGUUGUACAGGUUUUUACACCACAGUCCCGGUGAGGUUGUGGGUCCCCAGACGGAGGAGGUGCAGUCGGUCGAAUCGGGGGAGUUUCUCCCACUCUCGUUCCCUCUCCCUGCACCCAGCUCAGCAUGCCCCAGCCCCUGAGCACCUCCACAGCUCUCCCAGCUCCACUACCAUGUGUAGAUGGACAGUGACACAAGGUGCACCGGUCGCCUGGUUCUCCUCCUGCCCCUGCUGCAGACCUCCUUCACUCCUUCUCUCCCUCACCUUCCUUCUCCUGCUUCUCCUGCUGGGACCGACCUCGUCCUCACCUCUGUCCGCUUUGUCGUCACCACCAGACUCUGAAAAGAACCACAAUGCACCAGGAGGGACUCCUCCACAUUUCUUCAUCCCACACCCGCCACCUUCAUCAUCACCCGCACCUCUGCACGCAUCCUCGGCGAGGUUGCCACGGGCAACCAACGUGUCAUCGUCCUCCGCAACGGUCGUCGGGCGCCACGUGCGGAGCAGCUACAACCAUCUGCAAGGAGAUGUGCGACAGAGGAAACUGUUCUCCUACCAGAAAUUCUUCCUUCGCAUUGACAAGAAAGGAACAGUUAAUGGCACCAAAAGUGAGGACGAUCCAUACAGUAUUUUGGAGAUCAAGUCAGUGGAUGUGGGAGUGGUGGCCAUCAGGGGCCUCAGCAGUAACCACUACCUGGCAAUCAGCAAGAAGGGAGUGCUAUAUGGAGCGAGGGACUUUGGUCCAGACUGUCGUCUGAUUGAACGCAUUGAGGAGAACAAGUACAACACCUACGCUUCAGCCGAGUGGCGCAACAAGAAGAAGCACAUGUUUGUGGGACUGAACGCCAACGGAAAGCCAAUGAAGGGGAGGAAGACACGGAGGAAAAACACAGCCACUCACUUCCUGCCCAUUGUGGUACAACCACGAUGAUUGGACAUGUCAGUCAUUGGGGAACUCUGCACUCUGCAGGGUAUCGGACUCUUUUGGAGUUACAGUGAUGGAUACAUUGGACAGAUCUGAGUGGGAUCUGAAUGAUGCACUGAGGAGGAAAAGAAUGGAAACCUAGAGACAUUUAUCUCUGUCGGAUAAAGACAUUUCUAUUUUUAAAGAAAGAAAUAAGAUAUAUUGGUAUACAAUGUAUAUAUUAUUUUCUGUUUACACAUAGUACAUAGGCACAGCAGAAAAUAUGAAAAGAAAUGACUUCUGUGCCAAAAUGUGAUUUAGUAACUCACAUUUCUAGAUUUGUGAAGCGCUUGACAGGGAAGAAAUGAAAAUUAAACAAAAUGACAUUAGGUAAAGAAACAAGAGAGGAGAAGACAGAGGAGAGAAGAGGAAGUACUGAUGGAAAGCUGACUGAUAUAAAUGAGAACAAAAGGCCAGAAAGGCAGGAAAUAAGAAAAUGGCAGAAGGAAGGAUUUAGUCAAGAAAGCAAAGCAACACAGCAGCAAGUCUAACGUUACCAUGUUUUUCUUGAAAUUUAUUUAUUUUGUGUAAUAUUUAACAAAAAAACACAAAAAACACAAAAAGGACAAAGUAUUGUCUUUUUUACCAUUUAUGCUUCUUUUUUGAAUACUAAUCAUUUAA